Molecule: messenger RNA, 207 nt
Organism: Knipowitschia caucasica
Lineage: Eukaryota; Metazoa; Chordata; Actinopteri; Gobiiformes; Gobiidae
Source: the annotation of a GenBank genome assembly
AUGGUCACAGAACCAGGAAGCAGGCUGACGAGAAACGAUAGCGGAACCAAUCAGAUCGUAGGAGCAGGACACCCAGGCUUCCGGCCUAAAGAACGUCAACACAACUCUGAAAGACGAAGAGGAGAAUCUACAGUAAACACGUUUUUUUGUCGUUUAACCCACUGCGGCGGUGUCAAUAUUGAGGACUUGGCAAUAAACCAAAGAUGA